AUGGCUGCACAUCUUGAAGACGUUGAAAACAGUGACCUUUUGGGGUACCACGACGAGUCGAACCUUCUACGCGAGCACGACCCCAAAGCUUGCCCCCGACCCUCCGCGGAUGGCCCAGAAGUGGUUUUCCCCCAUCGUCGUGCGGUUGAGGAGGCGACCGUCAACCAAGACGAGCCUCACGUCGAUCACGUUGUCGGCCUCCAGGCCGUACUACUGCAUCAUUAUCCCGUAGCCGCCGCCAAGGAAGUUUCCGGCGACUCUGAGGGUGGUGCAGAUUCCGGCAGGGAAGCCGAGCAUCCCGCCGCUCUCUUUAGAGAUUCAAUAGUAGAGUUCGCCGAGGGUGGCUCCCGUCUGGACCCACGCGCUCGGCUCAUCGGGGUCGACGAUGAUUCCCCGGAGAUUCUGGAAGUCGAGGACGACGAAGGGGUCCCCCAUGAAGGAGGUAUAGGAGAGGCAUUUGUAGUCGUGGCCGCCGUUGCGUAA
Messenger RNA from Striga hermonthica, 483 nucleotides. NCBI's taxonomy places the organism in Eukaryota, Viridiplantae, Streptophyta, Magnoliopsida, Lamiales, Orobanchaceae. The record is from the annotation of a GenBank genome assembly.